AUCGAUCACGACGUCCGCGUCCAACCCCCCCUCGGCCUCGACGCCCGUCUCCUCGCCCGCCGCCUGCGCCGAUCUCCAUCCCGCCAGCAGCGGCGCCGCCGCUCGCCGAUUGUAUCUGCUGUCUUGAUUAGAUUCGUGAUGGCGUGUCGGGGCUUCUUCGAAUGCCUACUGAAGCUGCUCAACUUUGUCCUCACGGUCGCGGGGCUCGCCAUGGUCGGCUACGGGAUUUACCUACUCGUCGAAUGGAUGAGGAUUUCUGGCGGCGGCGGCGGCGGGGCACCGCCGUCGCCCGCGCCGCCUGCUGAGUUGCUUAUGUUCGGCCGCCCCAUGCUCACGGCCGUUGCCCUAGGUGACGGUGGCAGUUUCUUCGACAAGCUCCCUAAAGCAUGGUUCAUCUAUUUGUUCAUUGGUGUUGGUGCAAUUAUCUUUGUGAUCUCUCUGUUUGGCUGCAUUGGAGCUGCGACAAGGAACACCUGCUGCUUGUGUUGUUACGCUUUCUUGGUAAUAUUGUUGAUACUUGUUGAAGCUGGAGCUGCUGCAUUCAUAUUCUUCGACCAUAGCUGGAAAGACGUAAUUCCAGUGGACAAGACAGAGAACUUUGAUGUAAUGUAUGACUUUCUCAAGGAUAACUGGGAGAUUGCAAGAUGGGUUGCUCUUGGCAGUGUUGUUUUCGAGGUAUUGCUUUUCCUUUUAGCACUGGUUGUCAGGGCAAUGAACAAACCCGCUGAAUAUGACAGUGAUGAUGAGAUCCUUGCAACUUCUAGAAGCACUAGCAUCCGGCAACCACUAAUUCAUUCACAAAAUGCUCCUGCUACUGGUGUUCCCGUUGCAACCCUUGAGCAACGUGCAAGCAGAAACGAUGCAUGGAGCCAGAGGAUGCGUGAGAAGUAUGGUCUGGACACAAGCCAGUUCACCUACAAUCCAUCAGACGCAGGCAGAUAUCAGCAAAAUGGUGCCCCUCCAGCUGAAGAAAGGAGCCGUUGUGUUAUAAUGUGAAAAUGGUGCCCCUCCAGCUGGCGUACUCCAGUAUGGUGUUUUUUCAUGGGCAGGUUUGUGCAGUUGGUCGUACCGAGUUAUUAUUCAGUGUGUCCUGUGAAGAUCUGUUGCAUUGUCGAUUUGUCAUACUGAUGUGCUCACGGAGUGCUCUACGCACCGGUAAUUCCCAUGUCAUGAGUGAGCUGCUAUUAGAUACGCCAUUUUAUUUUCCUGUUUUUUGGUGUAUCUUUUGUAUACUCCUUUUCUUCUCUCUGCUAGCUUUUGCCCCCGUUGUACAGAAGUUAUAUUCAGUUUGACGUUAUAAUCACGUUUAUGCGAGUUUUGGUUUGUGCUAUGAAGAGGAGUCUUUUUGACAGUCCAUUACUCCAUUGUUUUUAUUAAUGAAUCUAAGGCCAAUCUCAAUGGAAAUUUUAU
Messenger RNA from Oryza brachyantha (malo sina), 1410 nucleotides. Its product is annotated as tobamovirus multiplication protein 2A. Gene Ontology annotation, cellular component: membrane. NCBI's taxonomy places the organism in Eukaryota, Viridiplantae, Streptophyta, Magnoliopsida, Poales, Poaceae. Bases 139 to 996 code for a protein of 285 amino acids. The transcript has 7 exons. The record is from RefSeq and is a predicted model, not a curated record.